AUGGCACAAUUAAUUCGAGAUGCGCCUGUGGGCCAGGUCAUCCGCUUCAUCACACGAAAUAAGUUCCUCCAAUAUCCAGAGGAGAAGCCCGACUUCCAGCUUCCGCAGCAAUGGCUCGACGUCCUGAACUCUGAAAAGUCCGGCCCGGCUGAAGCAACCCCAGCCGACGCCGGCGCAUCACCCAGGUCUUCCGUGUCAAUCAACGCCGAGGAGGAAAACAGGCUCUCCCAGAAGGAGGCCGAAGACGCCGCGCCGUACGGCACCUCACUCCAGCGGACCCGGAGCCGGGAGGAGACGGUCCCGUAUACAUCAGACCGGCUCCAGGUGGACGAGAUCCACGAGAUCCAAAAGACGAAGAGCAUACCCAUCGCACCGAGAAAGACAAAAGACGGCGCCAUUCUGGUGGACUGGUACUUUAGCGACGACGUCGAGAACCCGCAAAACUGGUCCAACGCGAAGCGCGGACUCAUCGCUGCCGUCAUCUGCAUCUACACCUUUGUCGUCUACAUGUCGUCGGCAAUUUACACGCCCUCCGUCGAGGGCAUCAUCCACGAGUUCGGCGUCGACAUGACUGAGGCUUCGCUGGGUCUGGCGCUCUUCGUCCUGGGUUACGGCAUCGGCCCCUUGCUCUUCUCGCCGCUCUCUGAGAUCCCUCGCAUCGGCCGCAACCCGAUUUAUAUCGUCACCAUGUUCCUCUUUGUCAUCGUGUCGAUCCCUGCGCCUUUGGCGAGCAAUUUCCCCGGGCUGAUGGUCCUUCGCUUCCUGCAAGGCCUCUUUGGGUCGCCGUGUCUGGCGUCUGGCGCCGCGUCUCUGGGUGACAUGUAUAGUCUCCUGAACCUUCCCUAUGCCCUCAUUGCUUGGGUGUCUGCGGCAUACUGCGGUCCAGCUCUAGGGCCCCUCUUGUCAGGUUUCUCCGUUCCCGCCAUGGGCUGGCGCUGGUCUCUCUGGGAGAUCCUCUGGGCCGCCGCGCCCGUCUUCCUCGUCAUGUUCUUCUUCCUCCCAGAGACUUCGACGCCCAACAUCCUCCUCCGCCGCGCGCAGCGACUCCGAAAGCUGACGGGCAACGAACGCUUCAUGUCCCAGUCGGAAAUUGACCAACGCAACCUAAAGACCUCGGCUGUCGUCAUCGACGCGCUCAUCAAACCCCUCGAGAUCACCAUCAAGGACCCAGCGAUCCUCUUCGUCCAGGUUUACACCGCCAUCAUCUACGGCAUCUACUACUCCUUCUUCGAGGUGUUCCCCCUGGUGUACCCGGUCUACUACGGCAUGUCCAUCGGCCAGAUCGGCCUCGUCUUCCUCUGCGUCCUCGUCGCCUGCCUCCUCGGCAUCGCCACCUACGUGUCCUACCUGGCCUUCUACAUGGUGCCCCGCAUCAAGAAGUUCGGCUUCCCGAUCCAGGAGAACCGACUCGUGCCCGCUCUGCCCGCGUCUUUCGGCCCCACCAUCGGCCUCUUCAUCUUCGCAUGGACGGCAUCACCGGCGAUCCACUGGAUCGUCCCGACCAUCGGCAUCACCGUCUACGGCGCCUCAGUCUUCAUCGUGAUGCAAUGCAUCUUCGUCUACGUCCCGCUGUCCUACCCACAGUACGCUGCCAGUCUCUUUGCUGGCAACGACUUCUUCCGCUCCGCUUUCGCCUUUGCUAGCAUCCUGUUCGCGGGCCCAAUGUACCGAAACUUGGGUGUCGCGCGCGGGACGAGUCUGUUGGGUGGACUGAGCACCAUUGGCAUUCUCGGCAUCUGGUUGCUCUACUUCUACGGUGGUAGGCUCAGGGCUCUGAGCAAGUUUGCAAUUUCGUCUGACUGA
Messenger RNA from Colletotrichum orchidophilum, 1803 nucleotides. Its product is annotated as major facilitator superfamily transporter. Gene Ontology annotation, biological process: xenobiotic detoxification by transmembrane export across the plasma membrane. The transcript has 2 exons. NCBI's taxonomy places the organism in Eukaryota, Fungi, Ascomycota, Sordariomycetes, Glomerellales, Glomerellaceae. Bases 1 to 1803 code for a protein of 600 amino acids. The record is from RefSeq and is a predicted model, not a curated record. Gene Ontology annotation, molecular function: fluconazole transmembrane transporter activity.